Messenger RNA from Cygnus olor (mute swan), 1499 nucleotides. RefSeq names its product myosin light chain 3 (gene MYL3). The transcript is spliced from 7 exons. Gene Ontology annotation, molecular function: calcium ion binding. NCBI's taxonomy places the organism in Eukaryota, Metazoa, Chordata, Aves, Anseriformes, Anatidae. Bases 73 to 654 code for a protein of 193 amino acids. The record is from RefSeq and is a predicted model, not a curated record. Gene Ontology annotation, cellular component: myosin II complex.
UCCUGCAGCAGCCACCCCUUUCCUGUCUGUCUCCUUCUCUCCCUUCCUAAAGCAGCCUGCCAGCAAGCCAGCAUGCCCCCAAAGAAGCCUGAACCUAAGAAGGCUGAACCUAAGAAGGAAGAGCCCAAACCAGCACCUAAACCAGCAGAACCAGAACCCAAAAAAGAAGUUGAAUUUAACCCAGCUUCUAUCAAAGUUGAAUUCACCCCUGAUCAGAUCGAAGAAUUUAAGGAAGCCUUCUCACUCUUUGACCGGACUCCCAAAUCUGAGAUGAAAAUCACAUAUGCACAGUGCGGAGAUGUCUUGAGAGCUUUGGGGCAGAAUCCAACCCAGGCAGAGGUCAUGAAAGUUCUUGGCAGACCCAAACCAGAAGACAUGAACUCCAAGAUGAUUGACUUUGAAACCUUCCUGCCCAUGCUCCAGCAUAUUGCCAAGACGAAAGACACAGGCACCUAUGAGGACUUUGUGGAAGGUCUGCGUGUGUUCGACAAGGAGGGAAAUGGAACAGUGAUGGGGGCUGAACUCCGCCACGUUUUGGCUACCCUGGGUGAAAGGUUGACUGAAGAAGAAGUUGAUAAGCUAAUGGCUGGUCAGGAAGAUGCCAAUGGUUGUAUCAACUAUGAAGCUUUUGUGAAACAUAUCAUGGCUAACUGAAUACCAGGACAAGACAGGCGCUGAGAACCCCAGAUGCUGGCCUUGGAUUUCGAUGUAUUGGAAUGUCUUCUCAUUUUUCAGCCCAGAUUCCCAUUACAGAGCUACAAAAUGUACCGUCCCUGAAGUUAUUUGGAUAAAUGUUUUUUGUUUUUUUUUUGUCUUGUUUCUUCAUGGAAAGAGGAUGGCCUUUGUGGAGAUUCAAUACACUCAGGAAACUGAAGAAGCAUGGAAUCUGAACCAUGAAUACCUGGGCAUUGUCUUUUAUUCAUUUUUUUUUCUGAUAUGGAAUAUAAACAGCAAUUUUUUAAGAGGGAGGGGAGAAAGGGGAUAGCGAACUUUUGUCACUAAGUCAAUCAAAAAAUGUAUUUGUCACUUAGCUAUACCCUUCUCUCCAUUUCUCUCUUCCUUCCAAAACAACUGGACCUUUCUUUUUGUGUUUAUUGCAUUUGUAAAAAAACAUCUGUAAGAGAGUAAGGGACAAAAGAAACUAAAACAACUGUAUAAAUCUCAUGUGUGCAAGCAAUACUCUUGGCCUUUGGUGAAAAGUGGCAAAAAUAGAAUAUCCAUCAAUCAGCAACAAAUGCAAAAUUCUUCAUAUGUUUCUCAGCUUUGGAAGAUGCCACCUUUAAUAUGUGAGCUGUAAAGGGAAAACAAAACAAAACAAAGAUGUAUGAAAUGUAUGCUAAAAUGGAUCCCUUCUCUGUUCUCCACAAGGAUAUCUUCCCUUUUCAACAGUCUGGCCUAUAAAACAAGUAAAAUGUCUUUCCCAAUACAAACUGGAAAUUUUUCUGAUAUACAUGUGUCGGUCCUGUAGCUUCUUGCAUUAAAACAUGGGAUUCUUUGUC